AUGGUCGCCGAAACUGAAACCUUUUCAUUCCAAGCUGAAAUCUCUCAAUUGAUGAGUUUGAUCAUCAAUACCUUCUAUUCCAACAAGGAAAUCUUCUUGCGUGAGUUGAUCUCUAACGCCUCUGAUGCCUUGGACAAGAUUCGCUACCAAUCCUUGACGGACCCUUCUGUGCUUGAUAGCGAAAAGGAACUCUAUAUCCGCAUCAUCCCCGACAAGAAGAACAACAUCUUGUCCAUUCGCGAUACUGGUAUCGGUAUGACCAAGGCUGAUUUGGUCAACAACUUGGGUACCAUUGCCAAGUCUGGUACAAAGGCCUUUAUGGAAGCCCUCUCUUCUGGUGCGGAUAUCUCCAUGAUUGGUCAAUUCGGUGUCGGUUUCUACUCUGCUUACCUUGUUGCUGAUAAGGUUCAAGUCAUCACCAAGCAUAACGAUGACGAACAAUACAUUUGGGAAUCUGCCGCUGGUGGUUCUUUCACUAUCACUCGUGAUGAAGUCAACCCUUCUCUUGGUCGUGGUACCGAAAUGCGUCUCUUCUUGAAGGAAGAUCAACUUGAAUAUCUUGAAGAGAGAAGAAUCAAGGAUAUUGUCAAGAAGCACUCUGAAUUUAUUUCUUAUCCUAUUCAACUUGUUGUUGAAAAGGAAGUUGAAAAGGAAGUCUCUGAUGAUGAAGAGGAAGUCGUCUCUGAAGAAGGUGCCAAGAUUGAAGAAGUCAAGGACGAAGAAGACAAGAAGGAUGAGAAGAAGAAGAAGACCGUGAAGGAAACGGUAACUGAAAAGGAAGAACUCAACAAGACCAAGCCCCUGUGGACCCGUAACCCAGAAGAUGUCAAGCCUGAAGAAUAUGCUGAAUUCUACAAGGCUCUUACCAAUGACUGGGAAGAUCACUUGGCUGUCAAGCACUUCUCUGUCGAAGGUCAACUCGAAUUCCGUGCUAUCUUGUUUGUCCCCAGACGUGCUCCUUUUGACAUGUUUGAAACCAAGAAGAAGAGAAACAACAUCAAGCUUUACGUCCGCCGUGUCUUCAUCAUGGAUGACUGUGAAGAAUUGAUCCCUGAAUGGCUCAGCUUCGUCAAGGGUGUUGUUGACUCUGAAGACUUGCCUCUCAACAUCUCUCGUGAAAUGCUUCAGCAGAAUAAGAUCUUGAAGGUCAUUCGUAAGAACUUGGUCAAGAAGUGUCUUGAGAUGUUCCAAGAAAUCGCUGAAGACAAGGAACAAUUCGACAAGUUCUACGAAGCCUUUAGCAAGAACAUCAAGCUCGGUAUUCACGAAGACUCUCAGAACCGUGCCAAGCUUGCUGACUUGUUGCGUUACUACUCUACCAAGUCUGGCGAUGAAAUGACUUCUCUCAAGGACUAUGUCACUCGUAUGCCUGAAAAGCAAAAGAACAUCUACUACAUCACGGGCGAGUCUCGCACUGCUGUCGAACAUUCUCCCUUCUUGGAAGGCUUCAAGAAGAAGAACAUUGAAGUCUUGUUGAUGACUGAUCCUAUUGAUGAAUACUCUACUACACAAUUAAGAGAAUACGAUGGUAAGAAGCUGGUCUGCAUUACUAAGGAAGGUGCCGAAUUACUUGAAGAAGACGAGGAAGAAAAGAAGAAGCGUGAGGAAGAAAAGAAGGAAUACGAAGGUCUUUGCAAGACUGUAAAGGAAAUCCUUGGUGAUAAGGUCGAAAAGGUCGUCCUCUCUCAAAUCUUGACUGAUUCUCCAUGUGUCUUGACCACUGGUCAAUUCGGCUGGUCUGCUAAUAUGGAACGUAUCAUGAAGGCACAGGCUCUCCGUGAUUCCACCAUGUCUAGUUACAUGGCUUCCAAGAAGAAUCUGGAACUUAACCCUAACCAUGCCAUCAUCAAAGCUCUCAAGGCUAAGGCUGCUGCUGAUUCAAAUGAUCGCACCGUCAAGGAUCUUGUGAGUCUGUUAUACGAGACUUCUCUCUUGACCUCUGGUUUCUCUCUUGAUGAUCCUAGCUCAUUCGCCACACGUAUUAACCGUAUGAUUGCUCUUGGCUUAAGUAUUGACGAAGAAGAUACUCCUAUUGAAGAAGCCUCCAAGGAAGAAGCUCCUGAAGAAAACAACGAAGCUUCUAAGAUGGAAGAAGUUGACUAAAUUCCCUAAUUUUCUCCUAUAAAACAUAUCAUCAUUUCAUUUGUAUAUUCUUCAAUUCUUUUUACAUAAUAAUAAACACUAUUUUUC
This is a messenger RNA of Rhizopus microsporus ATCC 52813, 2190 nucleotides long. RefSeq names its product heat shock protein 90. NCBI's taxonomy places the organism in Eukaryota, Fungi, Mucoromycota, Mucoromycetes, Mucorales, Rhizopodaceae. The coding region runs from base 1 to 2103 and encodes 700 amino acids. The transcript is spliced from 2 exons. Gene Ontology annotation, cellular component: perinuclear region of cytoplasm; plasma membrane; protein-containing complex. Gene Ontology annotation, molecular function: ATP binding; ATP hydrolysis activity; ATP-dependent protein folding chaperone. The record is from RefSeq and is a predicted model, not a curated record. Gene Ontology annotation, biological process: protein stabilization; protein folding; cellular response to heat.